Molecule: messenger RNA, 1093 nt
Organism: Lactuca saligna
Lineage: Eukaryota; Viridiplantae; Streptophyta; Magnoliopsida; Asterales; Asteraceae
Source: the annotation of a GenBank genome assembly
AAUAACUUGAAGCAUAUUGUACUUAAGUGAUCAAAGAUGGCUACAAACAGGUCGAGCAUCAUUUUAUUUGUAGCAUUAAUGGUUGCUGCAAUAGCUUCUUCAGUUACUGCCAAGGAUUUCAUUGUUGGUGAUGAUAAAGGUUGGACCCUCAACUUCGAUUAUCAAGCUUGGGCUUAUGGCAAGAAGUUCGUCGUUGGUGAUAAACUGAUUUUCAACUAUGCUGCUGGAAAACACAAUGUCUUCAGAGUCAAUGGAACAGUUUUCCAACAGUGUAUGAUUCCUCCUGUUAACGAAGCUCUCACUACUGGAUACGACGUCAUAACCCUUCAAACACCUGGCAGAAAAUGGUAUAUUUGUGGAGUUGGAAAACAUUGUGAGCAAGGUGGUAUGAAGCUUUUCAUCACUGUUCUCCCUCAAUCAACACCACCCCCAGCUCCUUGGGUCUCUCCUGUUCCAUCAAGCAAGGUGUUUGUGGUUGGUGACGAUAAAGGAUGGACCUUGAACUUUGAUUACCAAGCAUGGGCCAAGGGAAAGCAAUUCUUUGUCGGGGAUAAACUUGUCUUCAGAUACACUGUGGGAAAGCAUAAUGUGUUUAGAGUAAAUGGAACUUCCUUCCAGCAAUGUACUAUUCCGGCUGCUACUAAAGCUCUCACAAGUGGAUACGAUGUGAUCACCCUCGAUACCCCUGGAAGGAAAUGGUAUGUUUGUGGUGUCGGAAAACACUGUUUGAAGGGACUGAAACUUUUCAUCAAUGUACUCCCCCUGUCAACAUAUCCUCCUCCUCCGUACUAUGGAGCACGAAAACUUGCACCACCAAAAUUCUAGGUUGCAAGGAUUGCCUCCUCUUAAUUAUGUUGUUGACAAUGAUGUGAUGUCUUUGUUAUGGUCUCAUGAAUUAUGAUAUUUAUCAUAUUCAUGUCUUUUUUCGUAUUUUUUUGGUAGUAUCUAUUGGCUGGAGCCAAUUUGUUCCCGCGUGUGGCACCUUUUAUAGUAUUAUUAAGACUCAUUCCUGUGAUUCAGAAAUAUAUUAUAUAUACUCUCUUUUUCAAAAUGAUGGACUUAAUUGACCAUUCCAAGUCAGUAUGUUUAAUUA